This is a messenger RNA of Peronospora matthiolae, 396 nucleotides long. The record is from the annotation of a GenBank genome assembly. Lineage: Eukaryota; Oomycota; Peronosporomycetes; Peronosporales; Peronosporaceae.
AUGGAAAACCCCACUCUCCUAUCUGAGGCCCAAAAGGUCGCGCUUGAUAAGCUGACCGCAUCUUUGGGUCCAGAGUACGUGGAGUUCCUUGUUUCACAAGGUCCUGAGGUGCUAAAUGCACGUGUUGAAAGCUUCAAGCAGUAUGAAGCGACCCUUCUAGGGAAGGUCCAAGACCAAGUAGCGUCGGCUAUGCCUACACGCUAUGUGUCUGUACCAGACGAAGAGGCUAGGCCUCGUCUACUUAGAGUGGAAGUUAAGAACUACUCAGGUAAGGAGGGUGAAAACCUCAUCCUCUGGAUCCGUGAGAUUGAGAUGGCCAUGAGAUCAGGCCUGAUCAAGCUUGACCAUCAACAGGUCUCGCUGGAUAUCUCCAAGCUCGAUGGAAGAGCUAGAUGA